AUGAACUGGCUCCUGGCAUGGCAAAUACCCGUUCUGAUCCUAUCCCUGUGGAUCUUCACAGCAUACAUGACAAGAUCCUUCCCAACACUGGUCGGAAAGAGAAUAUGCCUCAUCAUCGCCCAUCCCGAUGACGAAGCCAUGUUCUUCGCGCCAACUCUCCGCGCUCUCACAAAACCCGACCUCGGAAACCAAUUCGUCCUCAUAUGCUUCAGCAGCGGCGACGCAGACGGACUCGGGCACAUCAGGAAAGAAGAACUAGUCAAGAGCGCCUUACACCUAGGCAUCAAAUCUUCCGACCACGUCGUCGUAAUCGAAGACAAGAAUUUCCAAGACUCCAUGACUGCGACCUGGGAUGCGAAACUCAUUGCCCAAACCCUGACGAAAUUCUUUGCGCCGAAUGCUUCGACGACGCCGGUUGCUACGAAUCUGGAAACGAGGAUCGAUGCUUUGAUUACGUUUGAUGACCGAGGUGUCUCGGGACAUCCGAAUCAUAUCUCGUUGUAUCAUGGAUGUGUGGCGUUUUUGCGGUCGUUGAUGCAAGGGAGGUCAGGGUGGGAGUGUCCGGUCAAGCUGUAUACUUUGACUUCGACGAAUAUGGUGAGGAAGUAUAGUAGUGUAAUGGAUGCUGCUGUUACGGUUCUGGCAUGUAUUUUCAAGACGAAGGAGAGAGGCGCUUAUCCAACACCUCUGUUAAUGGUCAGUCUGCCGGGAGAUGUGAAGAAGGCGCAGGAAGCCAUGACUACGGCGCAUAAGAGUCAGAUGCGUUGGUUUAGAUGGGGCUGGAUCGGAAUCUCGAGGUAUAUGGUCAUGAAUGAUCUGACCAAGCAAAAAGGUUUUUAG
Molecule: messenger RNA, 840 nt
Organism: Pseudocercospora fijiensis CIRAD86
Lineage: Eukaryota; Fungi; Ascomycota; Dothideomycetes; Mycosphaerellales; Mycosphaerellaceae
Exons: 1
Coding region: 1-840 (279 amino acids)
Biological process (GO): GPI anchor biosynthetic process
Cellular component (GO): endoplasmic reticulum
Molecular function (GO): N-acetylglucosaminylphosphatidylinositol deacetylase activity
Source: RefSeq, a predicted model, not a curated record